Messenger RNA from Plasmodium gaboni, 1576 nucleotides. RefSeq names its product putative membrane protein. Gene Ontology annotation, cellular component: RAVE complex. Lineage: Eukaryota; Apicomplexa; Aconoidasida; Haemosporida; Plasmodiidae. The annotation marks the transcript as partial. Gene Ontology annotation, biological process: vacuolar acidification. The transcript has a single exon. The record is from RefSeq and is a predicted model, not a curated record.
UGUAUGAUAAAAUGAAUACAAAUGAAUUGUAUGAAAAUAAAGAAAUUAUUAGAAAAUAUAAUAGAAAUUAUAAAAAUAAUUUUUGUUAUAAAUCGGUUGUAUUAUAUAACAAUGCAUGUGAUGAUGAAAAGUGGAAUAUUUUAAAAUAUGAGAACAAUAAUAUUUUUAUAUAUUCGAAGCAUUCCCCUUUUUUGUAUGAUAACAAAUUGUUGAUAUUACAAGAUGUAAGUGAGAAUGAAUAUCAAGAUGAUUGUGUAGGAGGUAAUUAUUAUGAUGAUAAUGUUGUUGAAGAAAAGAAAAAUAGUGAAAUAGAAAAUAAAUCAAAUAAUUAUAUAUCAACAACAAAAGAAAGAAGAUUAGAAGAAUAUUAUUUAAAAAAAGAAAAUAUAUAUUUACAUGACAAGAUAAAUUUUUAUGAAAUAAAUUUAUUGAACAAGUUUAAAAAGCAUCUAUUAAAUUAUUAUAAAUUGGAUAUAUUAAAUAGAGAUGAUUAUAAGGAAGGAGGUUUAUUAAGAGAAAAAUUGAAAAAGAAAGAAACUAUAAAAAGUAUAAAUAAUAUGAAUAAAAUAUAUAGUGUGAAUAAAAUAUAUAAUGUGAAUAAUUUUCAUUAUAAGAAUAAAAAUAAAAAGUUAGUUUUUUAUCAUCCAAUAUUACUACUAAAUUAUAUUAAGAUUGGUUUGUUUUCACAUGUACAUGUAUCGUUAAAGUUACUUUUGCAUAUAUUAUUAAAUAUAUUUUAUAAAGAAAGAACAACUUAUAAUAUUAAAAAAAAUUGUGCAUUACGUUUUAUUAUAGAAAAUAAAAAAUUAGAGAAGACACAUUAUAAUUAUCAAGACAUUUCUUGUAGUUUAAAGAAAAGUCAGUUUGUAUAUGACCUUAAUUUUAUUCACUGUGAAAUAUAUAACAUGCAUAAAAAUAAGAAAGAAAGUUUGUAUAGUUCGAAUAAUUUACCUAGAGAAGAUAAUAAUUUUUUAACAAAAAAAAAAUUAGAACAAAAAGAAGAGGAGAAAGAAAAUAAAGAUAAAUCGAUUUAUUUAUUUGAAAACGAAUCCAUUUCGCUCGACGAUUUUAAUUUAAAUUCUGAUGAUGAUGAUGAUAAGGAGGAAAAAGAAGAAAAAAAUAAUAAUAAAAAAAAGAAAAAUUACAACAAUAAUAUUAAUAAUGAUGAUGAUGAUGAUGAUGAUGAUAAUUCCUUAUUAAGUGAUGAUGAAGAUAAACUAUCCGAAUUAUCAAACAGUGAUAAUAAUUCUAAUAAUGAAAAAAAUAAUAAGAACACCAAACUUGUAGAUAAUGAAGAAAAAAAACUAAAAGAAUAUUUAAAAUAUUCUAAUGUAAUAAAUUAUGAAUUAAAUAUAGAAGAAAUAAAAAUCUUACAAAUUUUAUUGUUACAUAUAAAUGUACCUCGUUUAAAUAAUUUUUUUCAACUAAUAUUAUAUUGCAUGUUAAAUUCAUUUUAUUAUAAUAUGGAUUAUGUAUGUGAAGAAGCCAAAAAUUAUAUGAAUAAAGAAAACAACGAUAAUUCAGAUGAUGAUAAUUAUAAUAAUCAAAAUUAUAGUGAUGAUGAUCAUCACGAUCA